AUGGCCGAUCCCGAGGGCCAAGCCGGGACAAUCCACUCGCGCUCCUCCGCGCCGCGGGUCCGCCUAACCUGCGAAGCAUGUCGCCAGCGCAAAGUGAAAUGCGACAAGUCAAGUCCUUGCACAAGCUGCCAGCGACUUGGACUUGUGUGUGUAUCGGUCGAGCGUGCGCGUCUCCCGCGCGGUCGCACGCGAAGACCCGAGCGGAUUGUAGGCUCAGACAAAGAACUAUCCGAGCGGGUAGCGCGACUUGAGAACCUUCUGAAAAGAGUCGCCAAUGAGCGGCAGGAUAGAUUACAGCUUCCUCAAACUACCCCUGCGCCCGCGUAUCCAUACGCGAAGCAGGAGCCGGUGACAGAGGCUAGCAACGCCGGUCUAGAUACCCGGCAGUAUCACAAUGACUACUUAUCCAGUGCAGGCCAGCCACAUCUUCCUCGCCCUGCAACUGCAUAUGUAGGGGGCUCCUUUUGGGAGGAUAUUAUGCAGCAGACCCAAGAAUUACGCAGUGUACUGGAAGGUCGUCUAGAAAAUGAAGAUCACAAUGUCAAAGAUUCGGCAUCUGGUUUUGGUACAUCGCUUGUGAGCUCAGAAAGCCCCGAGAGCUCGUCAAAUUCACCUCAAACCAACAAACCAUUAAACCUUCAACCCCAAAUCCGACAUAGGUUAUGUGACAUUUUCUUCCACAAUGUCGAUCCUGUCUUCAAAAUUCUACACCGGCCGUCCCUGCAAGCAUUUAUUAAAGAUGGCAAACCUUAUCUUGACUAUGAGCAAGAUCACCAGGCGCCAGCCACCCUUGCCUCGGCUAUGUAUCUUUGCGCUGUGUGCACUCUGGACGAAGUUGAAUGCCAGUCAAUGUUCAACACGAGCAAAAAGAUAAUAAUUGCAGAAUUUCAGAAAGAAACUGAGCUCGCGCUCGCAAGGGCGGACUUUGUCACGACAAACGACCUUACUGUCCUCCAAGCUUAUAUUAUCUCUCUGCUUGCUGCGCGGUGUCAAGACCAAAGCCGAAGGGUCUGGACCAUGCUGAGCAUGGCGCUUCGAGUGGGCCAGGCAUUAUCUCUCCACGUGCGCCAACCGCCAUUCACAGUGCGCCCUUUUGAAUAUGAAAUGCGCAAACGAGCAUGGCUAGGAAUUGGCCUUCUUGAUGUAGCAGCUUCUUUAGACAGGGCAUCCGAGCCGAUGAUGCAAUCCGCCUGGCUCGAUUACAAUCUACCGUCAAACAUCAACGACGACGACCUAUGGUUCGACAUGCCUGGGCCAAUCCCCGAACACACAGAAGGUAAAUUUACCGACAUGACGCACACGUUAGUUAUCGCAGCUUCAGCGUCCGUGACCCGAACCCUUGCCUUUUCCGACCUCAGCGAGCAAGCUGUAACCAUCAUGAGUUUACGGCAGCAAGUUGUUCACGAUUUCCAGCAAAAGGCAUCAGACCUUUUGAGCGGCUGCAGGCCCGACCUAUCUGAUUUCCAAUGGUACGCGCAAAAGACAGCGGGAGUUAUGGGUAGCUGGCUGCAGCUAGCAUGUCUACGGCCGCUAAAGCGAAGCCGGGACUUCAUACCCCCAAAGAUUCAAGAGAACGUCCUCCUCAAGAUAGCAGCUGAUAAUCUGCAUUGGUCGCAGGAGGCAUACGACUACCCAGGCGCCGGGCCUUGGCGAUGGUACGGCUCUAUGUGGGUUCCGUGGCAUGCAUUGGCUGUGGCCCUUGCCGAACUCUGCGUCUGUAAAAGCCCGGCGGUGAUGUCAAAGUACUGGACUGUCGUUGACAACGUUUACCAGCGCUCGCGACUCAUAAUUGCAGAUUCUGAGCACGGGAUGCUCUGGAGGCCUUUGGAGAGGCUCAUGUCACAGGCGAGAACUCGUAGAACCGAGCUUCUGGGUAUUGAGGCAGUGCCUCGGUAUCCUUUCGAUAAUAUGUCUCCCGGGUUACUUUCCAAACAACCCGGGCUUCAACAGGGUCUCACGGAUUUUUCGCUUGGGUUGGGAGAGGCCAUGUGUGAAACGCAAGAGCCGCAAAUCGCGGAAUUGCCGACUUCCUUUGCGCCGGUUCCCUGGCCUAAUGUGUGGGAUGCGAUGGAUCUCAGUGACCCGACCUUGCAAAACAAUUCCGAUGACACGGCUUGGCUGAGCUAUGAGAACUUUAUUGAGAAUGUUUACGAUAGCGUUGAUUCUAUUUUCUUGCCGCGGUGA
Penicillium coprophilum is the source of this 2184-nucleotide messenger RNA. RefSeq names its product putative C6 transcription factor. The transcript is spliced from 3 exons. Gene Ontology annotation, molecular function: DNA binding; DNA-binding transcription factor activity, RNA polymerase II-specific; zinc ion binding. Lineage: Eukaryota; Fungi; Ascomycota; Eurotiomycetes; Eurotiales; Aspergillaceae. Gene Ontology annotation, biological process: DNA-templated transcription; regulation of DNA-templated transcription. The record is from RefSeq and is a predicted model, not a curated record. The coding region runs from base 1 to 2184 and encodes 727 amino acids.